Molecule: messenger RNA, 1607 nt
Organism: Prosopis cineraria
Lineage: Eukaryota; Viridiplantae; Streptophyta; Magnoliopsida; Fabales; Fabaceae
Product: elongation of fatty acids protein 3-like
Exons: 1
Coding region: 207-1136 (309 amino acids)
Biological process (GO): sphingolipid biosynthetic process; fatty acid elongation, saturated fatty acid; very long-chain fatty acid biosynthetic process
Cellular component (GO): endoplasmic reticulum membrane
Molecular function (GO): fatty acid elongase activity
Source: RefSeq, a predicted model, not a curated record
UAUUUUGCCGCGUAAUGAAUUUCUUAAUGAUCGUUUGCCGACAGGUAGUAUCUCCCUCUCUCUUGUCUGCUUGCGGUCAGAACGUAGUCUUUUUCGCGGCGAGUAAAUUCGCCGACUAGUAGAAAAUAUACUACAAGUCUACCACUAUAUAUAAAUUUCUUCCGUCGAAGGAAGGAGAAAGGAUUACUUCAUGUGAAAGACUAGUCAUGGUUUACGACGCCGUCUCGCUUGCAAUCGGUAACACCUCCACCGGCAUCUACAACCUCGGCUUCUAUUUAUCGGAGCACCCGGCGAUCGUCAAUUUCCGGUGGAGCCACGCCCAUUUAUGGGGCUCCACAUGGCUGUUCCUCUUCUCCUCCAUCGCCGCGUAUCUCUUCGUCUCCCUCUUUGUCCAUCUAUCUCUGGCAUUACUCCUCCGACCGACCAGGACAGUUCCCCUCGGGCCCAUACCUGCUCUUCAUAGCCUAUUCAUGUCCCUCAUCUCCGUGACUAUUUUCGCCGGGAUAUUACUCUCCGCUGCCGCCGAGAUCAGAGACACCCGAUGGUUCUGGAGACGCUCCAAGACCCCAUUCCAAUGGCUGCUCUGUUUUCCAAUGGGCACUCGACCCUCGGGACGGGUCUUCUUCUGGUCAUACGUGUACUACCUGUCUCGAUUUUUGCACAUGGGGAGGACGAUCUUCGCCAUCCUACGACGUCGUAAACUAGUGGUGUUCCAGCUGUUCAAUCAGUCGAUCUCAAUCUUCAUGUCAUUCCUGUGGCUGGAAUUCUCGCAGUCGUUUCAAGUGGCAGCGAUCCUGGUGACGACGCUGGUGCAUUCGGUGGUGUACGGAUACAGAUUCUGGACGGCGAUGGGGCUGAGGAGAGCGUGCUUUCCGCUGGUGUUGAAUUGCCAAGCUGCGUUGGUGGGUUGCAACGUGGCGUGCCACGUCGGAGUCGUGCUGCUUCACUUCUUCCGCGGCGGAUGCAACGGCAUCGGAUCCUGGAUUUUUAAUUCGGUGCUGAACGUUGGUGUUCUGUUGGUGUUUGUGAAUUUUUACGUGAGGUUACAGGCCAGUGCCCGGAAAAGUGGCGAGUCCACGCCUCGUUCCUGUGGUCAUCAAAGGGUGGCUACCAGUGACGCGGAAACCGACAAUUAGUUGAAAUUUUGAGCUUCAACCCAUAGUGUAUGCUUUUCUUGGCUAAUUGUAUUUGAUGGAGUAAAUAUAAACUACCACACGGUGAAGAUUUUUUGGGUUAUGACGAUAAUUUUUAGUUCAAGGAGCAUAAAAUUGGUGUUACAUUAGAUCUGUAGUCCCAUGGAAAGUGGGGAUGAAUCAAUAAGUAGAGUGUUUUUUCACUAGUGGUGGAUGUUCAUGACAAGAAGUGGCGGAGCGAUCACCAGAAUUUGCAUUAAAUCAUUUAAUGGGUUGGUGAUUGGUGAAUGAUGCUCUCUUCGUAAAGUGGAAUGAUGAUACACUAAUUAUCGAAAAUAAAUGCUGCGUCUAGCAUGGUGUAGAUUUUUAGAACAAGGAUUCAACUCGUGGACCCAAACAUGGAAAGUGGUCACAAUGGUUGGAUGAUCUGUAAGUCUCUAAGUCAUAGUUCAAGGCCCAAUGAAAUCUCUGAGG